Messenger RNA from Anopheles funestus (African malaria mosquito), 3449 nucleotides. It is a transcript of the gene mnd, whose product is annotated as Y+L amino acid transporter 2. Gene Ontology annotation, biological process: amino acid transmembrane transport. The record is from RefSeq and is a predicted model, not a curated record. Lineage: Eukaryota; Metazoa; Arthropoda; Insecta; Diptera; Culicidae. Bases 1039 to 2538 code for a protein of 499 amino acids. Gene Ontology annotation, molecular function: L-amino acid transmembrane transporter activity. Gene Ontology annotation, cellular component: membrane. The transcript is spliced from 8 exons.
CGGGCGCCGCCAGAUCUCAAACGCGCCAGUGUGUGAGUACAACCGUACCGAACCACAUGUGCUCGGUUAUAUUUUUGUUGCGUUGACGUUGCGCAUGGAGUGUGGAGCAAACGUGUGCGUUUCGUGCCGUGCCGUUUCAAAAUUGUGCCGGGGGUUGUGGUUGGACGUGUUGCUAGCGCACUGCUUAGAAUGCGAAACGGUCUCCGGUGCUGUACGCCAUUCUGAUGCUUCCGUUGUAGACUAAUUUCUUCGUGUUUUUUUUUUUGUUUGGUUUCGUCCGCCCCACUACUUUUGGUUCCGGUUCGUUUAUGUUGCGCUGUUAAAACGUGUUAAUCAGACGGUAGUUCGCGAGUGCCUGUACGGGACGAGAAUUUCGGUAGUGAAAGAUUUUUGCGACAAUUACAACCAUAUCUGUAGCGUUCGUUCAACGUCAGCAUCGUUCCAACCAGAAAAACAGGCACCCGAAACGUUGCGCAGCACAUACAACAACAAAAAAUCCCCCUUUUUUGCUGGCGCGUUACGGGCGUACUGGCCGCAAAGGGUAGAGGAGAGAGAGCGAGCUGUGCAAGAAGCGGCAAGAAUAGCUCUGUGUACAACACGCGUCGAUAUUAUUGCAUCAGCACGUACGGUGUGCGUUCCUUCUUCCCCUGCUGGCGUUCAACACAUUUGGGAAGAACGCCAAAAACACCGAACCGUACGUAGCAAGUGGUCGUGGCCGAUACCAGUCUGGCACACAUCAUGUUGCUUCAUACGCAUAGCAUAAAUCCGGUGCUUUUAGAUAGAAACAUUCGUAACUCCUAAGUGACGGAACAGAACAGUGGUGCUCAACAACCUUCAAGCGGUGCCUUAGAACUGCUAUGGUGCCUUCCUCGAGAUAAGUGUACUGUUAGUGUGCCGGUAGUGUGUAGUGUACGGUGGUGAAAGUGUUAUCUCGAAACAUAUCUCAAACACAUCCGUUAUCAGUAAUCGCGUACUCGAACGCUAUCGAACGUUGUGUGUGAUCGCGGGUGGACACGAGCGAACCGUACCAAGACGACGAUGGCCAAAGUCGGUGAUGUAGACAACCGGCCCGUUCAGCAGGGUUUCCGGCGUGAAAGUGACGAAGGACCACCGGUGGCACCGAAAGAUGGCAACAAUGACGGUGGUAUUGAGAUGAAGAAGGAACUCGGCUUGAUGGAUGGAGUGGCGAUCAUCGUUGGUGUGAUUGUUGGUGCCGGUAUCUUUGUAUCGCCGAAAGGUGUGCUGCUGUAUUCCGGCUCGAUCGGUGUUGCCAUCAUCGUGUGGAUAUUGUCCGGUGUGCUCAGUAUGGUGGGAGCACUAUGUUACGCGGAGCUAGGCACGAUGAUACCAAAGUCUGGCGGUGAUUAUGCGUACAUUGGCGAAGCGUUCGGACCGCUGCCUGCAUUUCUGUACCUCUGGGUGGCACUGUUGAUUCUCGUCCCAGCUGGAAAUGCCAUCACCGCGAUCACAUUCGCCCAGUAUCUUCUCCAGCCACUGUGGCCCACGUGCGAACCACCGUACGAAUCGGUACGACUGCUAGCCGCUGUCAUAACCUGUCUACUUACCGCCAUUAACUGUCGCAACGUGAAAUGGGUCGCCAGAGUGACGGAAACGUUCACUGGGAUGAAGGUGUUGGCACUGCUAGUAAUUACCGGUGCCGGUGCAUGGCAUCUGAUGAGUGGCAAUACGGAGCUGCUGGAGGCUCCAUUUGCCAACUCGAAGAUACAACCAGGAUUCAUUGCGGUUGCUUUUUACAAUGGAUUGUUUUCGUACUCGGGUUGGAAUUAUCUGAACUUUGUCACGGAAGAGCUCAAAGAUCCCUACCGAAAUUUACCCCGUGCCAUCUGUAUCAGUAUGCCGGUCGUCACCAUCAUCUAUGUCAUCACAAACAUUGCGUACUUUGCCGUGCUUCCACCAGACGAGAUGCUUUCAUCACAAGCCGUUGCGGUUACUUUUGCGGAGAAAAUGUUAAGCUUUAUGGCAUGGACGAUGCCAUUGUUUGUGGCUUGCUCCACGUUUGGAUCACUGAACGGUGCCAUCUUUGCCUCAUCGCGGCUCUUCUUUGUUGGGGCACGCAACGGACAUCUUCCGGCUGCACUUUCAUUGAUCAACAUCAACUGCUUAACUCCGAUUCCUUCAUUGCUUUUCUUGUGUGCUCUAACGCUAUUACUGCUGUUCAUUAGGGAUGUAUUUGCGAUCAUCAACUACGUCAGCUAUGUGGAGAUCUUGUUCAUCUUUAUUUCGGUAGCAGGUUUGCUACGGUUACGGCAGAAAGCUCCCGAUGCGCAUCGACCGAUCAAGGUUUCACUGAUCGUACCGGUAGUGUUUCUGCUGACGGCCGGAUUUUUGGUCAUAUUCUCUGUUUUCGAGUCACCAAUGGAGGUGGGCAUCGGGACACUGGUCAUCCUGUUAGGGAUUCCCGUGUACUACGUUACGAUCGGUAAGCCCUGGCGUUGGCUGACACAGAAAUCGCAAUCGUUCAAUCGAUUCUGCUCCAAACUGUUCCUAUGUAUGCCCAACAGCGAAAAGUUAGACUAACAAACGUGUUACGAAGGCGAAUAUUUAAAAAGCACAACUAUCGGUAGCGUAAAAUUGAAGACUAGGGAUGUAAGAGAUAAUCCUAACCGGGACGAUACGUCGAAAGUAUCAUGCUCAAACUAAUCUCAACAUACUGCUCGAUGUCGAUUACCCAUUUGCUCACAUAUCACCAAUACUGUGUAUAUAGACAAUACGACCAGGAAUAGUAAAUGCAGGACAAAGUAGGAAGGAAGAAAUGCUACUAAAACGAAACAAAACAACCCUGAUUGCCUUCACUGUAGCGCUCGGAAUGAUAGGUGCUAUCGAAACCUUUCGAUUUCAUAGGUGUCUAAUUAAACGUAUAAGAAGUGGAAGCACAAAAAGCCUUGCUAAAGUCGUACGAUAGUCCGAUCUCUAUCCAAUAGAUGUCCUUUUCGAUCUUCCCACGAAACAUUUCGCUUUGGGUUUUGCUUUAAAAAUACAUUAAAUCAAAAAUGCAAAAAUAAUAUUAUUAAAUUAGCGAAACAGCAGCAACAACAACAAAAAAAUCUAUUAUUGUUUCAAUUAUAUGUACAGUUACUAGAAGUGAGCAGGUUGCAGAAUUACAGCAUGUAAUAGUUAAGUAAUAUUUAUCUCAUUUAUUAAACCGCCUUCAUUGCAUGCCUCUGAUAAUAAUUGAUAAAGUUAAACGACCCCAUCUACCCGCUCCUGAUUGUGCUACAAACAUAACAAUUAUCUGUGUAAUUCUGGUUCGAUUUCAAGAGCCUUUGCUCUAGCUUCAAUUAUAUUCCAUAAGAAAAUUGCUACUCAACAAAACAAGACAUAACAGAAUAACGAAGACUGUUAUCGACUAUAUUGAAUAAGGGAUUUUAUACAAUAUAUUUCGAUUUGUAAGUGAUUUGUAAUUUACACCAAUAAAACCAUCGCUAGUA